AUGAAUAUAUUAAAUAAACAAUAUUUAACACUUGAAAAAGUAGGAAGAGGAUCUUUUUCAAAUGUUUAUAAAGCAAGAAGUUGUGAGAAUGGAGAAUUGGUUGCUCUUAAAGAAAUAUUUAUUACAAAAAAGUCUGACAAACAUAUUGAUAUCGUUAGAGAAGUUAUAUUAAUGAAAAAUUUAAAAAAUAAUAUAAAUAUAACAAAAUAUAAAUAUUGUUUUGGAAGUAAUGAGAGAUUUAUCUUAGUUAUGGAAUAUACACCAUGGGAUUUACGUGAUAUAAUGGAAGAUUAUGAUAAUUUAAAUCAAAUAUGUUUUGGUCAAAAAUUGUUUACAGAACUUGUCAAUGGAUUAGAUUUUAUUCAUAGCAAAAAUUUAAUUCAUUGUGAUUUAAAACCUGAAAAUAUAUUAAUUUCAGAUAAGUUAGUGGCAAAAAUAGGAGAUUUUGGCCAGACGAUUAUUGAGGGAAAUGACAAUAAUAUAACAAAUAUUGGAACUAGAUGGUAUAAAGCUAUUGAGUUACUUCUUGGUUCGACAAAUUUUACCAAACAUGUUGAUUUAUGGAGCCUUGGUUGUAUAAUAUUUGAGUGGUAUCGAAGAUAUCCAAUAUUUAAUGGUUUAACAGAUUUAGAACAAAUAUAUCAAAUUAUAAAAAUGCUCGGUAUACCUGAUUUAAAUGAUUAUGCUGAAUGGGAAAAACUUCCUGAUGUCAAAAAAAUAUCUUUUCCUGAUAUUGAUACAAAUAAAAAUUUUGAUUUAGAAUUUAUAAACAUUCCUUCUAAUGUGACAAAGGUCGUCAAAGAAUUACUUAAACUGAAUCCUUUAAAACGCCUAUCAACCAAUGAAUUGUUAUCAAUGGAUUAUUUCUCUCCAAGUAACUUUCAUGAAGUUAAGUACAAUAUAACUAAACAAUCUUUACAAAAAAGAAAAGAUAGAAGAAAAAAAAAAGAGAGAUGGAAAAAAAUAAUUCUUGAAUAUAAACUUGAUAUAUAA
Messenger RNA from Strongyloides ratti, 993 nucleotides. Its product is annotated as Cyclin-dependent kinase 7. NCBI's taxonomy places the organism in Eukaryota, Metazoa, Nematoda, Chromadorea, Rhabditida, Strongyloididae. Bases 1 to 993 code for a protein of 330 amino acids. The transcript is spliced from 3 exons. The record is from RefSeq and is a predicted model, not a curated record. Gene Ontology annotation, molecular function: cyclin-dependent protein serine/threonine kinase activity; ATP binding. Gene Ontology annotation, cellular component: nucleus. Gene Ontology annotation, biological process: protein phosphorylation.